Molecule: messenger RNA, 129 nt
Organism: Dentiscutata erythropus
Lineage: Eukaryota; Fungi; Glomeromycota; Glomeromycetes; Diversisporales; Gigasporaceae
Source: the annotation of a GenBank genome assembly
GCACUUGUCCAUCGAGCAAGACGACUCUUGGUUCAUAAAGUAGAUUUUUCUGCAGAAUUCAUUCAUUCAAAUAUUAAAGCUGUUUCUAUAUUAAGAGCUCCAUUUGGUGUAUCAAUUGUAAAACUUUGA